AUGGCAUCCGCCGUUUUGUCCAGAGUUCUCUCUUCUUCUCACCGUUUCCUGGUCCAAUCCUCUCCGUCUUCAUCACUCUAUUCUGCUUCUCUGCCUAAAUCGACUCAAUUGUUGACAUCUCUUUUUAGGAAAGUACCAGUGAACUCCUUUACUGCGUCAAGCUGGUCUUGUAGGAAGCCGCAUAUUUUUGUGUGUAGAAUGUCAUCAUCAGUGGCAACAUCAGAAGUCUCAUCUUCCAAUGCUUCUCUGCUGCCUAAAGAUCCUGUAGUUUCUGUUGACUGGCUCCACACAAAUCUUGAAGAGCCUGAUUUGAAGGUACUCGACGCGUCCUGGUAUAUGCCAGAUGAGCAGAGGAAUCCACUUCAAGAGUAUCAGGUUGCUCACAUUCCUGGUGCACUUUUUUUCGACGUGGAUGGCAUAUCAGACCGAUCAACUAAUUUGCCCCAUAUGUUGCCAUCAGAAGGAGCAUUUGCUGCUGCUGUUUCUGCCCUCGGUAUUGAAAAUAAGGACGGUUUGGUUGUAUAUGAUGGGAAAGGAAUUUUCAGUGCAGCUCGGGUUUGGUGGAUGUUCCGUGUGUUCGGGCAUGACAGAGUUUGGGUUCUAGAUGGAGGGUUGCCGAGAUGGCGUGCAUCAGGAUAUGAUGUUGAAUCAAGUGCAUCUGGUGAUGCCAUCUUGAAAGCUAGUGCUGCCAGUGAGGCAAUAGAAAAAGUAUAUCAAGGACAGAGAGUUGGGCCGAUCACAUUCGAAACCAGAUUUCAGCCACAUCUUUUGUGGACACUAGACCAGGUCAGAAAUAAUAUUGAGGAGAGAACAUAUCAACUUGUUGAUGCUCGUUCAAAAGCAAGGUUUGAUGGAGUUGCUCCUGAGCCUCGGAAAGGAAUUCGAAGUGGCCAUGUUCCCGGAAGCAAGUGUGUUCCAUUUCCGCAGAUGUUGGAUGGCUCACAAACUCUCUUGCCUGCCGAUGAGCUGAAGAAAAAAUUUGAAGAACAAGGCGUGUCAUUGGAGAAUCCAAUUGUUACCUCAUGUGGGACUGGCGUUACGGCUUGUGUAGUUGCGCUGGGCCUUCAUCGACUCGGAAAAACUGAUGUCCCCGUGUAUGAUGGAUCGUGGACCGAAUGGGGAUCUAAUCCUGACACUCCCGUCUCGACAUCUUUGGAUGAAUAG
Molecule: messenger RNA, 1164 nt
Organism: Oldenlandia corymbosa var. corymbosa
Lineage: Eukaryota; Viridiplantae; Streptophyta; Magnoliopsida; Gentianales; Rubiaceae
Source: the annotation of a GenBank genome assembly